AUGGACGAAAUAGAUAAGAAUAAGCUAGAGGAGAUUUGCCGGUCGAUUGUAAACGCGGCUGAUUUGACAGAGAUAACUAUGAAGCAAGUUAGACGAGCCGCAGAAUCGAGACUUAAGCUAAAAGAAAAGCUCUUGGAUAAUCAACCAUGGAAGAGUAUUAUCGAAGAAAUUGUUAACGAGACGAUAGAGCAAAAAGAUCAGAAUGACGAGAAACCAUCUGAAAGCUCAGAAUCUAUGAAAAGGGGAGAACCCCUUAACAUUUCUAAGAAAUCAUCCGAUGCAAAGAAAGAGUCGGUGAAAUCGAGUAAAGCAGUUCAAUCUAAAAAGAAAAAAGAAAAGUUUGAUGAAACUAAAAAUGAGAUCAAAGAUGAACUCAAUGAUUCGUCAACGUCAGUAUUAGAAUCUCAGGGAGGUGGGCCAUUUGCAGAAAUAUUUAAACCAAUGUUGGAUAAGUCAUCCUCAAAUCACAAGGCCGAGAGCAGACUUAAACAAAAAUCUGAUAGAGAAAGAGAGACAAAUGAUUCUGGCACCACUCCUCCAGUAAGGAUUAAGAUUGAAGAUGAAACGUCAGAAAUAUCAAUUAAAGAAGAACAAACAAAUUCGGAUCAACCGAAGAAUGACGAAAUGGAGACAUCUUGUUUAAGUCCAAAGACGGGUAAUCUAAAAGCUGAUGCUACCGAAUCCGAAUUGUCACAGGUCGAGAGUGAAGUCACUGUUUCGAGCAAUAUAAAACAAAUAAAGCAUUCUAAAAAAGCUUACAGAAAAGGUACCACGUCCUCAGCAAAAAGUCGAAUUAAUGAUGACAUCAUGGAUACAAGUGAUGAUAGCAAAUCGAACGAGUCAGAUUACGACGCGUUUGAUCCGAAUAGUGUGGAAUCAGGCGUGAAAAAAAAAAAAAACAAUCAAACGAGACGUAAGAACUUACAUGAGGUUGAUGCAAGUGAAGAUAAUGAAUAUAGUGAAAAACGAACAGUUCAUAAGGAUGACAUUAAUGUAAAAUCUGAAGAUAUCUUAAGCUUGGUAACUGAGAAGAAACAAAAAUCUUCACAAAAGACGUCAAAGAAGAGACGCGCCUUGAUUCGUGAUUCAGACUCAGAAGCUGAAGUCAGGGAACGGUUAAACCCGAAACGAAGAAAUAUUUCUCAGCGAAAAAGUAUAGUUGAAGAUGGUGGAUCGGUUAUGGCACUAGAAAAUAAGGUAGCAAAAGAGUCGGAUCAAGUUGAGGUCUUUAUAGAUUCCGUAAAAUCCAAAAAGUCCUCACUUAUUAGAGCAGGAAAGAAAAAAAGUCGUGAAAUUGAAGUGAUUAUCGAGAAAGAUGCGGCAGGAGAUUCGGAUAGCACGAUACAAGGUGAUCAGGUGGAAACUGGGGAAUUAGAGGGCGGUGCGAAGAAAAUAUCUGAUGAAGAUGCAAAAACACAGAGGUCGACGAAUAAACAUACAAGUUCUAAUGAUGAUUUGAGCUCUCUCGAAGACGAAACACCGCCAAGAAAAAGGCGAAAGACUGUGAAAGUAAAAAACGUUGCAGUUGACACGGCCGGGGAGAAAGACGAAGAAGCAACUAUUAAGGAAUUGAAGACGUUUAUCGUGAAGUCAAAAGAGUUGGCAGGUUGUAACUCGGCUUCAAGCCAAAUCCAGAGAUUAAACCAAAUCCUUAAAGACAUAGGGAUGAAAGGUCGACCCACGCUCGAAAAAUGUAAAAGGAUUUCUGCGCGCCGAGAAUUAGAAUUAGAAAUGAAUGCUAUUGAUGUUGGUAAUAUCAUUCCUGAUGAUGAGAAAGAAUCUCGCAAGUCACGAGCCUCCAGGGGCAUAUUUAAUCCCACGGGUCGUCGUGCAACGUCUCUUGCACGUCAAUCUUCGGAGUCAGAAGACGACGACGACGCAGAAAGUGAAGAUGAUGGAGAUAAGAAUGAAGAAGAUGAGGACAAGAAUGAAGAAGAUGAGGGCAAGAAUGAAGAAGAUGAGGACAAGAAUGAAGAAGAUGAGGACAAGAAUGAAGAAGAUGAGGACAAGAAUGAAGAUGAGAACAAGAAUGAGGAUGAGAACAAGAAUGAAGAUCCGUCUUCGGAAAAAAGCUGA
This is a messenger RNA of Acaulospora morrowiae, 2076 nucleotides long. Lineage: Eukaryota; Fungi; Glomeromycota; Glomeromycetes; Diversisporales; Acaulosporaceae. The record is from the annotation of a GenBank genome assembly.